AUGCCUUUCUCCUUCACAUUGAUGGAGAAAUGUUCCAACAAUAUGGCAGAAUACCAAGCCUUGAUAAUUGGCUUGGAAAUGGCUUUAGAGAUGCAACUCGGACAGCUUGAAGUUUUUGGAGAUUUUAGGUUGGUUAUUAAUCAGCUUUUAUCAAAAUAUGAAGUCCAGAAGAUCAAUUUAGUUCCUUACCAAAAGCAUGCGGCAAAGCUCUUGGAAAAAUUUGACAUGGUUAAUAUUAUUCAUGUCCCAAUGAAUGAAAAUCGACAAGCAGAUGCAUUGGCUAACUUAGCUAUUGUAUUGGCUAACUUCGAUAAAGAUAUCACAGUUAUGUCCAUUUCUCAAAAAGGGAUAAUUCCAUCAUGGACACUUGAAGAUGAAAUAGAAGUUCAUAAUAUCUCAGUUGAUACAACUGAAAAUGAGGAUUGGAGAUUCAUCUACUACAAAGAUACGCUUUAUCGACGUUCUUUUGAUGGCUUGUUUCUUCGAUGCCUAAGUAAAGAAGAAGCGGAUCAAGUAUUAGAAGAAGCCCAUUCCGGGAUAUGUGGUGCUUAUCAGUCCGGACCAAAACUUCACUUUCGGAUAAAAAGGAUGGGAUAUAUUGGUCAACCAUGGUGA
Messenger RNA from Tripterygium wilfordii, 615 nucleotides. RefSeq lists its product as uncharacterized. The record is from RefSeq and is a predicted model, not a curated record. The transcript is spliced from 2 exons. Bases 1 to 615 code for a protein of 204 amino acids. Gene Ontology annotation, molecular function: nucleic acid binding; RNA-DNA hybrid ribonuclease activity. Lineage: Eukaryota; Viridiplantae; Streptophyta; Magnoliopsida; Celastrales; Celastraceae.